AUGUCUGAAAUUCCUCAAGGAAACGCUGCAAAGGGUGAGAAAAUCUUCAAGGCCAAGUGUGCUCAAUGCCAUACCAUCAAUAAGGGUGGUGCUCACAAGGUUGGACCAAACUUGUGGGGUAUUUGGGGUAGAAAGUCAGGAAUGGCUGAAGGAUAUGCUUUCUCUGCUGCCAAUAAGGACAAGGCUGUUGUUUGGAAUGAACAAUCCCUCUUUGAAUACUUGGUAGAUCCUAAGAAGUAUAUUCCUGGUACAAAGAUGGUCUUUGCCGGUAUGAAGAAGCCAAACGAACGUGCCGAUUUGAUUGAAUACAUGAAGACUGCUUCCCAAGAAUAA
Molecule: messenger RNA, 333 nt
Organism: Naegleria lovaniensis
Lineage: Eukaryota; Heterolobosea; Eutetramitea; Acrasida; Naegleriidae
Exons: 3
Coding region: 1-333 (110 amino acids)
Biological process (GO): mitochondrial electron transport, ubiquinol to cytochrome c; mitochondrial electron transport, cytochrome c to oxygen
Cellular component (GO): mitochondrial intermembrane space
Molecular function (GO): heme binding; electron transfer activity
Source: RefSeq, a predicted model, not a curated record